UUGUUCCUUGUUGCGAUAACAUAGACUGUGGGAGAUUUACGUUCACAUUGAAGAAUUUUUCAACACCAUCAAUGGCUCCAUCUUUCACCACUGUUAAACUUUUCUCUUCCUUUGCUAUGGCAGAAAUUUCAAACUGCUUCACCAUCAGACGUGGUUACACGGCUGUAUCAAAAGUUACAGAUUCCAUGAGUAACAGCAACAUGCGACCAAAGUCAGAGGAAGAGAAAGUGUCCAAUGAGAUCAAUUGGUGGAUUCCAGAUCCUCUGACUGGUUUCUACAAACCCCUUAACUUCAAUGAUAUUGACGCUGCUGAAUUGCGUGCUAAGCUUUUGCCAAAAAAGUCCAACAAACCAUCUUCCUAAUCUCUAAAUUUUUUAUGUUUUUCUUUUUCUUCUAUGUAGAUUUUCAGUUCGAUCAAGUGUUUUUUUAGUUUUAGUUUUAGAAAUAAUCAUC
This is a messenger RNA of Vigna angularis (adzuki bean), 453 nucleotides long. Its product is annotated as indole-3-acetic acid-induced protein ARG2. Gene Ontology annotation, cellular component: mitochondrion. Gene Ontology annotation, biological process: response to stress. The transcript has 2 exons. The coding region runs from base 72 to 362 and encodes 96 amino acids. NCBI's taxonomy places the organism in Eukaryota, Viridiplantae, Streptophyta, Magnoliopsida, Fabales, Fabaceae. The record is from RefSeq and is a predicted model, not a curated record.